CUACCGGAAGAUGCCUGGCAAUGUUAAUUCCAUCGGAGUUGACUUCGCCUAGGUCACCAAGCCAAUCCAAGCCUCGUACAGGAAAUGGCACCCAAUGCUACAUAUCCGGAAGAAUUCCUUCGCCAACAGCCGCUUGAACCGGAGCUAGGUCCGGAAGGAUGCAGAGCGCCGGAGGCGAGGCGGCGCACCGGCGGUGGGACACGUCGUCGUCGUCGCAGUACAGCUUCAGGACGUCCGUGAGCAGCGCCGCGGACAUCACCGCCGGCGAUGAGGUGGAGGAGGCGAGCCCGCCGCCCGUGGAGGGCAGGGUUUUCGUGGCCGUGCCCGAGGAAGCCAGGCACGGGAAGAGCACCCUGCUGUGGGCGCUGGAGAACCUGGCCAAGGACGGCGCCGGGGUCGUCGUCGCCCACGUCCACUGCCCCGCGCAGAUGAUCCCCAUGAUGGGGGCAAAAGUUCAUUACACGACAGUGAAUCCGCAACGGGUUAAUGAUCAUAGAAAGAAGGUGCGAGCAGAGGCAGAGGAGAAACUAGAUGAGUAUGUUAAGAUGUGCAUAAGGAAAAAGGUCAGUUGCGAGAAACUAAUAAUAGAAAACGAGGAUGUUGCUAAAGGGCUUGAAGAGCUUAUUUCCCUUCACGGCAUCACCAGGCUUGUCAUGGGAGCAGCUGCAGACAAACACCACUCAAAGAAAAUGAAAUCACUUAAAUCCAAGACGGCACUCAGACUGAUGGAGACAGCAGCCUCGUCGUGUAAGAUAUGGUUUACUUGUAAAGGCCAUCUUAUAUGCACCAGGGAAGCAAAUACAACUGUUCCUGCCAUACCAGCAUCACCUGUGUUCACAAAUGCAUCAAACUCCUCAGCAACCAGCGUUGUUAACCAUCUGAGAUCAGUUACAAUCAGUCAUUCACACUCAGAGAACGAGGCAUCAAGCUCAAACGGAAGUCCAAGGCAUGAUCUGAUAAGAUCGAGAACAGAAGUGGGGCUGUAUCCCUCUCUAGAAGCUAUCAGCACACCGUCUCGGCUACAUGAAUCCUAUGGCAGGCCUACAAGUACAUCAAGGAGCUCUAUAGAUUCCUGGAGUGAAUUUGGGAGAUUGCAGAACUCCUGGUCUGAUCCAUCAAGAAAUUAUGAUGCAGUCACUGUCUCUGGAUCAGCAAUGCCGCAUCAAAUGCAUGAACCUAACGAUGAGAAUUUCUCAUCCCCUUCUCAUGAGCUGGAGAAUCCAGGCGUUGAUGCUAAUAUAUACGAUAGACUCACAGAGGCUCUCAGUGAAGCUGAACUCUAUAAGAAAGAAGCAUAUGAAGAAUCAACAAAACGCCUAAGAGCUGAACGAGAUAUGAUUUUAGCUCUUCAAAAGGCAAAAGAGAUAGAAAGCUUAUAUCAGCAUGAGAUCAAGCAGCGAAAAACAACUGAGGAAACGCUUGUCAGACAGGCACAGGAGAUUGAAGAAAUAAAAACACAGCAUCAUGCUAUCUCCAAUGAACUGCAGGAUGUCAAGGAGCAGAAGUUCGCCCUAGAGCAACAAAUAAACGAGAUGGCAUCUGUCAUCAAAGAUCAUGAAGAGAAGAUGGCGGCGAACAAACACCUUCUCGGUGUGCUGCAAACAGAUAACGAGAAGCUGCAACAAGAACGAGAUGCUGCAGUGGCUGAAGCUAAUGGCUUGCGGCAGAAGAAUGACCAGAAAAUGGCAAUGCCAUUGCCAGCUGAAACACUUAAUACUGAGUUCUCCUACUUUGAGCUAGAACAAGCAACCCAAGGCUUUGAUGAGGGACUUAAGAUUGGUGAGGGUGGAUUUGGAAGCGUCUACAAAGGGUUCCUCCGCAACACAACAGUUGCUAUAAAGUUGCUGAAUCCUCAGAGUAUGCAAGGGCAGUCAGAAUUCAACCAAGAGGUUGCUGUCCUCGGUAGAGUGCGGCAUCCAAACCUUGUCACACUGAUUGGCUCGUGCCAGGAGGCGUCCGGCCUGGUUUACGAAUUCCUCCCCAACGGCAGCCUCGAGGACCGGCUCGCGUGCAUCAAUAACACGCCGCCACUGACAUGGCAGGUGCGCACCAAGAUCAUCUGCGAGAUGUGCUCGGCCCUGAUCUUCCUCCACUCGAACCAGCCGCACCCGGUGGUCCACGGCGACCUGAAGCCUGGCAACAUCCUCCUCGACGCCAACUUCGUCAGCAAGCUGGGGGACUUCGGCAUCUGCCGGCUUCUGAGCCAGUCGAACACCGCCAUGUCCAACACCACCAGGUCCAUCACCACAAAGCUCCAUCGGACGACCACCCCGAAGGGGACCUUCGCGUACAUGGACCCGGAGUUCCUGUCCACUGGCGAGCUCACGCCGCGGUCCGACGUGUACUCGUUCGGCAUCAUCAUCCUGCGGCUCCUGACGGGACGGCCGCCAAAGAGGAUCGCAGAGGUGGUGGAGGACGCGAUGGAGCGAGGGGAGCUGCACGCCAUCCUCGACCCCACCGCGGGGAGCUGGCCGUUCGUGCAGGCCAACCAGCUGGCGCACAUCGGCCUGCGGUGCGCGGAGAUGAGCCGGCGGCGGCGGCCGGACCUCGCGGGGGAGGUGUGGAAGGUGGUGGAGCCCCUCAUGAAGGCCGCCUCGCUCACCGCGGGGCGGCUGUCGUUCGCGCCGUCGCUGGGCGACGCCCACGCGCCGUCCUACUUCGUCUGCCCGAUCUUCCAGGAGGUGAUGAGCGACCCCCACAUCGCGGCGGACGGGUUCACGUACGAGGCCGAGGCCAUCAUGGGGUGGCUCGACAGCGGGCACGACACGUCGCCGAUGACGAACCUGAAGCUCGAGCACUGCGAGCUGACGCCGAACAGGGCGCUCCGCUCGGCGAUCCUCGAGUGGCAACAGCAGCUGCAUUACCGGACAUGACCAUUUCCUGAACCGGAAUGUAGCUGGACGUCAUUGGAUACUUCAUUCUAACUGUAAAUUAGUGUGCGUACAGUUUAGAGCUUCAGAAUUCAGAUUGAGAUUUUAGGGUAAAACUUCGUCCAAAUUAAGAAGGAAAAUUUAACUGGGAAAUUUAGUUCUGUGGAAAUGGUACGUGUAA
Panicum hallii is the source of this 3051-nucleotide messenger RNA. RefSeq names its product U-box domain-containing protein 33-like. Gene Ontology annotation, molecular function: ubiquitin-protein transferase activity; ATP binding; protein kinase activity. Bases 159 to 2873 code for a protein of 904 amino acids. The transcript has 8 exons. The record is from RefSeq and is a predicted model, not a curated record. Lineage: Eukaryota; Viridiplantae; Streptophyta; Magnoliopsida; Poales; Poaceae. Gene Ontology annotation, biological process: protein phosphorylation; protein ubiquitination.